UGGCAAGCUUAGAUCCCGGGGAUAUUCUUCAUGCCUCUCCUCAGUCUGCCUCCUCCUCCUCCUCAGCCUCUCCUUCUCUCGACAUCGCUCCAGCUCCCGCGAUGCGUUCAGAUUUUUCCCAUGCACAUGAAGGCAGCAUCUACCUCCGGUCCGCACAUGCGCAAUGGCCUCCUGCAAGUCAGAUGGGCAAAGAAGUGUGUUUGUGUGCAAAGGUUUAACUCAUGGAUUAUGGGCUGGUCAUCUUUGUGCUCACAGGAGCACUCGUCAGCGUUUCUUUUGCCCAGACUCGUCAGUACUUCUUUGUGAGCACGCCACUGAACUGGACUAAUGCUCAGAGUAUCUGCAGACGUAACUACACUGAUCUGGCCACCAUAGAAAGCACAGCUGGCAUUGUUGACGUUUCAAACACCACAUCCAAUUACACAGGCAAGGCUUGGAUUGGUCUCUACGAUGACUUGGAAAACAGUUGGAGAUGGUCCUUUAAUGACAGCAGCUUCUACGGUGCAGGAGAGGAAACGUAUAGAAACUGGCUUUCCUCUGAGCCCAAUAAUUUAGGAGGACAGCAGUACUGUGUGGUGCUUUUGAGUCCGACUCCACACUUUGGCUUAUGGAGUGACGUAGACUGCAAUUCGACAAGAGAAUUUGUGUGCUACAAUGGUACAGUGAAUGGCACGGCAUCCUUUGUUCUUGUCGAAACACCUUUAAACUGGACUGACGCUCAGAUAUUCUGCAGGACGAAUUAUGUUGAUCUAGCCAGCAUACGAAACUCCUCAGAAAAUGCCGUUGUCACAUCCACGGCAAGGGGAAAUUUUGUGUGGAUCGGUCUGUAUCGCCAAAAAGUGUGGUCUGAUGGGAGCAACUCUCUGUUCCGACACUGGGCUGACCAUCAACCAGAUUCUGGCGGAGAGCGUUGUGUCACUGCACAGUUCAAUAACUCAGGACGAUGGUCAGAUGAAAACUGCUCCCUCAGUUUCCCAUUCGUCUGUUUCACAACAAUUCCACCCAAUGCAGAAGGCUUCACUACCACAGGACAAAACGAGACCAGCAUUGUGCUGCAAGCGAAUGUCAGUAUUUCAAUACUGGUAUCUGGAGGAACAAACUUCACUGCACCACUAGUUAUUACUCUUCCUCCAAACACCGACAGCUUCAGAUCAACAGGACAAAAUGAGACCAGCAUCACUCUGCAGUGGAAUCAAGUGAACAACAAUGUCAGCUAUAUUCUGCUGUUUAAUGGCUCAGAGACAAACUUCAGUGCACCAGCUGGAGAUGGACCAAUAAAUCACACAGUCUCAUCUCUGACUGCUGGAACUCAAUAUACAUUCACUCUGUUUUCUGUGAUUGCGACCGUCAGGAGCAGUGGAGUCAGCAUCACUGCCGUCACUGCUCCUUCAAACACCGACAGCUUCAGAUCAACAGGACAAAAUGGGACCAGCAUCACUCUGCAGUGGAACAAAGUGAACAACAAUGUCAGCUAUAUUCUGCAGUUUAAUGGUUCAGAGACAAACUUCAGUGCAGCAGCUGGAGAUGGACCAAUAAAUCACACAGUCUCAUCUCUCUUUCCUGCUACUUACUACACAUUCACUCUGUUCUCUGUGUUUGAGAACGUCAGAAGCAGUGGAGUCAACAUCACUGUCAUCACUGGAGCACUCGUCAGCGUUUCUUUUGCCCAGACUCGUCAGUACUUCUUUGUGAGCACGCCACUGAACUGGACUAAUGCUCAGGGUUUCUGCAGACGUAACUACACUGAUCUGGCCACCAUAGAAAGCACAGCUGACAUUGUUGACGUUUCAAAUACCACAUCCAAUUACACAGGCAAGGCUUGGAUUGGUCUCUACGAUGACUUGGAAAACAGUUGGAGAUGGUCCUUUAAUGACAGCAGCUUCUACGGUGCAGGAGAGGAAACGUAUAGAAACUGGCUUUCCUCUGAGCCCAAUAAUUUAGGAGGACAGCAGUACUGUGUGGUGCUUUUGAGUCCGACUCCACACUUUGGCUUAUGGAGUGACGUAGACUGCAAUUCGACAAGAGAAUUUGUGUGCUACAAUGGUACAGUGAAUGGCACGGCAUCCUUUGUUCUUGUCGAAACACCUUUAAACUGGACUGACGCUCAGAUAUUCUGCAGGACGAAUUAUGUUGAUCUAGCCAGCAUACGAAACUCCUCAGAAAAUGCCGUUGUCACAUCCACGGCAAGGGGAAAUUUUGUGUGGAUCGGUCUGUAUCGCCAAAAAGUGUGGUCUGAUGGGAGCAGCUCUCUGUUCCGACACUGGGCUGACCAUCAACCAGAUUCUGGCGGAGAGCGUUGUGUCACUGCACAGUUCAAUAACUCAGGACGAUGGUCAGAUGAAAACUGCUCCCUCAGUUUGCCGUUCGUCUGUUUCACAACAAUUCCACCCAAUGCAGAAGGCUUCACUACCACAGGACAAAACGAGACCAGCAUCACUCUGCAGUGGAAUCAAGUGAACGAAAAUGUCAGCUAUAUUCUGCUGUUUAAUGGCUCAGAGACAAACGUCAGUGCAGCAGCUGGAGAUGGACCAAUAAAUCACACAGUCUCAUCUCUGACUGCUGGAACUCAAUACACAUUCACUCUGUUUUCUGUGAUUGCGAAUGUCAGGAGCAGUGGAGUCAACAUCACUGCAGUCACUGUUCCUUCAAAUGCAAACGGAUUCAGAUCGACACAACAAAAUGAGACCAGCAUCACUCUGCAGUGGAAUCGAGUGAACAACAAUGUCAGCUAUAUUCUGCUGUUUAAUGGUUCAGAGACAUUCGUUAUUGGACGAAAUGGACUUGGACCAAUAAAUUACAUAGUCUCAUCUCUGACUGCUGGAACCAAAUACACAUUCACUCUGUUCUCUGUUUUUGAGAACGUCAGGAGCAGUGGAGUCAACAUCACUGCAGUCACUGCUCCUUCAAACACCGACAGCUUCAGAUCAACAGGACGAAAUGAGACCAGCAUCACUCUGCAGUGGAAUCAAGUGAACAACAAUGUCAGCUAUAUUCUGCUGUUUAAUGGUUCAGAGACAAACUUCAGUGCAGCAGCUGGAGAUGGACCAAUAAAUCACACAGUCUCAUCUCUCUCUCCUGCUACUUUAUACAUAUUCACUCUGUUCUCUGUGUUUGAGAACGUCAGGAGCAGUGGAGUCAGCAUCUUUGCAUUAACUGAUCCUUCAAAUCCAAAUGGAUUCAGAUCAACUGGACAAAAUGAGACCAGCAUUAAUCUGCAGUGGAAUCAAGUGAACAAUGUCGCUUAUAUUCUGCAGUUAAAUGGUUCAGAGAUACACUUCAGUGCACCAACAGUCAGCGAUGGACCAAUAAAUCACACAGUCUCAUCUCUGACUGCUGGAACUGAAUACACAUUCACUCUGUUCUCUGUGUUUUUAACAUCAGAAGCAGUGGGGUCAACAUCACUGCAGUCACUGCUCCUCAGAAUGCAGAACGCUUCAGAUCAGUAGAACAAAAUGAGACCAGCAUCACUCUGCAGUGGAAUCGAGUGAACAACACUGGCUAUAUUCUGCUGUUUAAUGGUUCAGAGACAAACUUCAGUGCAGCAGCCGGAGAUGGACCAAUAAAUCACACAGUCUCAUCUCUGA
Molecule: messenger RNA, 3584 nt
Organism: Acanthochromis polyacanthus (spiny chromis)
Lineage: Eukaryota; Metazoa; Chordata; Actinopteri; Pomacentridae
Product: E3 ubiquitin-protein ligase TRIM39-like
Exons: 19
Coding region: 222-3446 (1074 amino acids)
Molecular function (GO): protein binding; zinc ion binding
Source: RefSeq, a predicted model, not a curated record